GAAGCAAGUGGGUAAGAAAGAAGAGAGAGAUAAUAAAAGGUGAAAAAAGAUAGAAGACGGCAUUACAACGAAAGUCAAGAGCUAAGCGCAGUGAGUCACAGUGAGUCCUCCCUCUCCCUCUUCAAUUUGUAACCUUAACUUGUGUUAAGUUUUACGCACACAAUUAAAAAAUCGAAAUAGGAGAGAGAAAGAUAGAGAUUUGUUCGAAAUCGGAACCAAACCCAGACCCAAACCCUUGAGGUUUGAGGAAGAAGAAGAAGAAGAAACACCCCAAAUUUCCAGAAUUUAAGAGAGAGAUUCAGAAAUUAGCUACGAAAAAUGGGUGACAAAUUGCUGCAACAGCAGCUCAAAGACUUGGGAUCCAAGUUAGAAACUCCUCCUUCUUCCAAAGAUUCUCUGCUCAAGCUUUUCAAGCAAGCCAUUACGAUCCUCUCUGAUUUGGAGCAAUCUCCGCCAGCUCCAAUAUUGGAGUCAAUGCAACCCUUCCUGAAGGCCAUUGUCAGACCAGAGCUGCUAAAACACCAAGAUAAGGAUGUUAAACUCCUAGUUGCCUCUUGUCUUUGUGAGAUCACUCGUAUUACUGCGCCUGAAGCACCUUAUAGUGAUGAAAUUCUGAAGGAUGUUUUUGGUUUAAUAGUUGGCACUUUUAGCGGACUAAGUGAGACAAGUGGACCAUCAUUUGGAAGGAGGGUUAUCAUUUUGGAGACCCUUGCCAGAUAUAGAUCAUGUGUUGUGAUGUUAGAUCUUGAAUGCGAUGAUCUUGUAAACGAUCUUUUCAGGACGUUUCUUUCUGCUGCAAGGGAUGAGCACCCAGAAAAUGUUCUGUCAUCAAUGAAAACAAUUUUGUAUGUUCUUCUAGAUGAAAGUGAGGAUAUCCAUGAAGAUCUGCUGCUUAUUUUGCUCUCUGCACUGGGACAAAAUAAAAAGGAUGUUACAGAUGCUGGGAGGAAACUUGCCAUGAACGUGAUUCAACAUUUUGCUACUAAACUUGAACCUUAUGUGAAGCAAUUUCUCAUAUCUUCGAUGACAGGGGAAAAUUCCUUGAAUAGUGAAAUUGAUUACCAUGAAGUUAUUUACAAUUUAUAUCGCUGUUCACCUCAAAUUCUGCUGGGAGUUGUUCCUUACCUGACUGGAGAGCUACUGAAUGACCAGUCUAAAGCACGUCUUAGAGCAGUUGAUCUGGUGGGUGAGCUUUUUGCGCUUCCAGAUUCUGCUAUCUCUGAGGCUUUUCAAUCCGUAUUUGUGGAGUUCUUGAAGAGGUUAACAGAUAGAGAAGUCGAGGUUCGGAUGUCUGCCCUUGACUAUGUAAAAAGAUGUCUCCUUUCAAAUCCCUUAAGACCUGAGGCUCCUCAAAUAUUUGCUGCCUUGUGUGAUCGCCUCUUGGACUAUGAUGAAAAUGUGCGGAAGCAAGUUGUUGCUGUGGCGUGCGAUGUCGCCUGUUUUAAUCUUAAUUCCAUUCCAGUUGAAACUGUCAAACUAGUUGCAGAGCGUCUUCGUGACAAAUCUUUACUUGUGAAAAAAUAUACCCUUGAUCGACUUGCUGAGACAUAUAGGCAUUACUGCUUAAGGUGCAAAGAAGGAUGUGCUAAUGAAUAUGACUGGAUACCUGGAAAGAUUUUGAGGUGUUUCUAUGACAAAGAUUUCCGAUCAGAUGCAAUUGAAUCUAUUCUAUGUGGACCACUAUUUCCAGCUGAGUUUUCUGUCAAAGAUAUAGUUAGAAAUUGGAUACAGAUAUUUGCAGGACUGGACAAAGUUGAGGUCAAGGCUUUAGAAAAGAUAUUGGAACAGAAGCAAAGGUUACAACUAGAAAUGCAGAAGUAUCUGUCUCUUAAGCAGACAUACAAGGAUGCUGAUGUGACUGAUUAUCAAAAAAAAGUUAUCCUUUUGUUCCGGGUAAUGUCGAGGUUUUUUGUGGAUCCUUCGAAGGUCGAGGAAGGAUUUUUGACUCUUGAUCAGCUAAAAGACACUAACGUUUGGAAAAUUUUAUCUAGCUUACUUGAUCCAAACACUAGCUUCCAUGAAGCGCGUACCAGUCAGGAUGAUCUACUCAAGAUUCUUGGUGAAAAACAUCGACUGUUUGAUUUCUUGAAUGUGCUUUCGGUGAAGUGCUCAUAUGUGCUUUUUAGCAAGGAGCAUGUCAAAGAAUUCCUGUUGGAACUUGCAAUUCAUAAAUCUGCUGGAAGCACAGAGAAUUGUUUGUCAUGUGUCAACAUGCUGGUGAUCCUGGCAAGCUAUAGCUCGUUGUUGUUCAUUGGCAGUGAAGAGGAUUUACUGAAUCUCCUUAAAGAUGAAAAUGAAAUAGUUAAAGAAGGCAUUCUGCAUGUCUUAGCGAGGGCUGGUGGAACCAUACGGGAACAGCUAACGUCCUCAUCUAGCUCUGUGGAUCUCAUACUUGAAAAGCUAUGUUUAGAAGGGACACGAAGGCAGGCCAAGUAUGCUGUACAUGCUCUAGCUGUGAUAACAAAGGACGAUGGACUCCGGUCACUCUCUGUUCUUUACAAGAGGCUGGUUGAUAUGUUAGAUGAGAAAGCACAUUUGCCUAGUGUACUACAGUCACUGGGUUGUAUAGCACAGACUGCUAUGGCUGUUUUUGAAACUAGAGAAAGUGAAAUUGUAGAAUUCAUCAAGAGCAAAAUUUUGCAAUGCAGUAAUAAAGGACAGAACAAACCAAAAGCACGUUGGCGUGAUCGGAGUGAACUUUGUCUACUAAAGAUAUUUGGUAUUAAAACAUUGGUUAAGAGCUAUCUUCCCGUCAAAGAUGCUCAUCUUAGAGGUGGAAUUGAUAGUCUCAUAGAGAUUCUCAGAAAUAUGCUGUCUUUUGGAGAUUUUGCUGAAGAGUUAGAAUCAAGUUCUGUGGAUAGGGCUCACUUGAAGCUUGCUUCUGCCAAAGCCAUCCUUCGUCUUUCAAGAUCUUGGGAAAAUAACAUACCAGCCGAUGUCUUUCAUCUAGCCUUAAGGACAGUUGAGAUAAAUUUCCGUCAAGCUCGGAAACUGUUUCUCAGCAAAGUUCAUCAGUACAUAAAGGAUCGUAUCUUGGAUCCAAAAUAUGCUUGUGCUUUUCUGUUGGAUAUUUUCGUGUCCAAGCAUGCUGAAAUGGAAGAGGACAAACGUAAUCUUGGUGAAGUUAUACAGAUGUGUCGUCAGGUCAAAGCCCGACAACUUUCUAUGCAAUCUGAUACAAACUCCCUAGGGCUUUACCCGGAAUAUAUACUUCCUUACCUGGUCCACGCGCUUGCCCAUCACCCGAUGUGCCCUAGUUUUGAUAAAUCCAUGGAUGUCAAAGCAUUGGAACCUAUAUAUCGGGUUCUCUAUUUGUUUCUGUCAAUGGUUUUACAUGGUGAUGAAGAGAUUGUUCCUGAAGCUAAUACCGCUGAUAAGGGAAAGGAUGUUUUUCCUGCUGUGAUAUCUAUUUUGCAAUGUAUCAAGAAAUCAGAGGACGUGGUUGAUCACUUGAAGUCAAAGAAUUCACAUUCAAUUUCUGAAAUUGGACUGUUGGUCAUGAAACGCUUAUCUAAAAAUUCAGGGGAAUUUCAAGGUGGUGAUGAAUCGGUUUCUUUACCGUCAAUGCUGUAUAAACUAAGUGAUACCAAAGAUGAAGCUAAUGCCGAGGCUGCUGAUGUAUAUACAUGGUUGGCUGAUGAAUCUGUGCUGGCCCACUUUGAAUCACUUACACUUGAAGUCAAUGGAACUGUCCAUAUAGAGAUUCCACAGGAUGAGAUUCUGGAAGACGUUGAAACAGAAGGAAACGAGAUCCCUCUGGGGAAACUGAUUAAAAAAAUCAAAUCCCAGAAAAAUAAGGCAAAGGCUAUGGUAAAAGGCCAUUCUUCACCUACUGAAAUGAAAAAUGAUGUUUUGAAUGUGGUGAGGGAAAUUAAUUUGGAUAACCUGACGCCCUCAAGUAAGAUAGAAGCAAGCAAUGGCCACGACAAUCACUUGACUUGCAAACCAGAAAGUGAUGAUGAAAAUCCAAGUAAGAAAAGGAAGGAAAUCGAGACUAAAACCACUCUUGCACCCAAGCGCCAAAGAUCAUUAUCAUCAAGGAGUCGUUCCAAGUUUUCUUCUUUUAGAAGUGCUGUUAAGCCUUCUGCAAAAGCUAGCUCAAAAGGCUCUUUCUCCAUCCAAAAAGAGGACCCAGGAGAGUCAGAUUUGGUGGCAUCACCGAUCAAAAGGAAACGAAGCAUUAAAAGGAAACGUAGCAGCAUGAGCACCAAACAGGGUAAAGACAUAGAGGGUCAUAAAGUUGAAGAAUCUGAUAUCUCUGAUCAGAAGAGGCCUAAGUUGGUAGAAAAUGAAACGAGUGAUAAUGUCAUUAAGUCUUCUGCUGGAUCUGGCAAGAAAAGAAAGAGCAGAAGUGUGUUUGGCUUAGCAAAGUGCACAUCAAAUGAAGGUGAUGGUCCCACCACAGAUUUGGUUGAUUGCAGAAUAAAAGUUUGGUGGCCAAUGGAUAAGAGGUUUUAUGAAGGUGUGGUAAAAUCUUAUGAUCCUGAAAAAAAGAAACAUGUGGUGUUAUAUAGUGAUGGGGAUGUGGAAGUGCUCCGUCUAGAUAAGGAACGCUGGGAACUCGUUGAGGGUAACCACAGGCCUAAGAAGAAGGCAAAUAUUACAAAGAGUCCUGCUAAGAUUAUGUCACCCAAGAAGAAAAGUAAGAAAUCAGAUAAAUCAAGAUCGAGGACAUCAGACAAGAGUGUUAAGGGCAAAAGAUCUCAGAAGAUAACUUCAACAAAUGACCAGAGAGACGGUUUAGAAGGAAAGAUUGCUAGCGCCUCAGAGGAUGUAGAGAACAGAUCUGAUAUUUCAAAUGCCGAACCAACUGUUUCAUCUGGAAGUGAUGGACGGUCUGGUGAUGAUGAGGAGAAGUUGGAUGACGUGCUUACGAGCCAGGCUUGUGAUGUGGAAGAAAUGUCAAAAGAUGCAGGAAUGGAAGAGGACAGAGAGGCUGUUCAGGACGCAGAUCACUCUGGUGAAGAAACAAAGCUUUGUCCAACAAGUGGACAAAAAACCGCUGGGGAGACUAGUCAGCAGGAUUCUCACACUUCUGAAAUGGCACUGUCACACGAAGAGGAGGAACAAAUAGAGAAACUCAGUGGGAGCUCACAAGAAGAGUCUGAUGAAAAGAAACAAAUAGAAGGGGCUGAGAGUAAUCCCUCGCCAACUGACACUUCAGAUGCUGAUGAUGCAGACGAUGCUGAUGACAAGCCUCUUAGUACAUGGAAGCGGCGGGUAGCCAAAUCGCAACAGAGUUAGUUAUCAGUAUCAGCUGUGCAAACCUUCAUGGAGAAUUAAAUGGAGUUCACCAUGCAAUAUGCUGAUGUUGUCUGUUUUAGGUACUGGUGUCUUCAAAUCAGAUGGGAGGGAAAAUUCUCUUUCCAGCUUUUGCAUUAGCAUGUGCCUUAGUGGCAACUGUGGUAAAUGUCAAGUGGCGUCCAAACACCUUUUGUCAAGCAUUUAUCUGAUGCUCUGCUUCCUGGAUAGCAAGGUGAAUGUGGUUGGUUUGCAUUGUUGUGCUGGAGUGACCAUUGAUUGUAGGGAAAAUUUGUGGUUCACGUGUACAGUCAUAGGCUGCUUGAUCAGUCUGUAAUGUAGCAUGGGAUAUGUUUAUGUGCAUUCCUAUCAGUGUCAGGGCAUUCAUCCUUACUUGUACAUAAACUAUAUUGUAUAAGUAUUGUUCUGCUUUUGCAGAGACGAACACCACCCCUUCUCCUGCCUAACUGCCAUUCCAAGCCUAAACCUUACGCAGACUUGAAUCACUUGAUCUGUUCUCAGUGUAAUUUCUUGUUCAGAAGAGAUUGCAUAGAAUUUACAGGUGGUAUCACUAUAAAAAUUGUCAUUUUUAGGGGACUGCUCUAUAAUGAGUUUUCCUCGUUUGUUACUGAUUUCGGGGAUGUUCUUGGCUCUAGUUUGAUUUACUAAUGUAGUGUAGACUGUAGAGAAACAUUAUGUAGAUGGGUAUGCAAAAUGGUUUAGCUUAAUGAAAUGAUUAUUGUGGAUCAUUGUACUGGAGAAGCGUUUUCAACAUUAGCGACAUUAUGCUUGAAACACUGACUUGUUGAAUUCAUAGUUUCAUGCCUCAAGGGUAAUUAGCUUUA
Messenger RNA from Chenopodium quinoa (quinoa), 6086 nucleotides. Its product is annotated as sister chromatid cohesion protein PDS5 homolog A-A-like. The coding region runs from base 319 to 5244 and encodes 1641 amino acids. The transcript is spliced from 33 exons. Gene Ontology annotation, biological process: mitotic sister chromatid cohesion; DNA repair. NCBI's taxonomy places the organism in Eukaryota, Viridiplantae, Streptophyta, Magnoliopsida, Caryophyllales, Amaranthaceae. Gene Ontology annotation, cellular component: nucleus; chromatin. The record is from RefSeq and is a predicted model, not a curated record.